Vitis vinifera (wine grape) is the source of this 879-nucleotide messenger RNA. Its product is annotated as RING-H2 finger protein ATL1-like. The record is from RefSeq and is a predicted model, not a curated record. The transcript has a single exon. Gene Ontology annotation, molecular function: transferase activity. Bases 17 to 628 code for a protein of 203 amino acids. NCBI's taxonomy places the organism in Eukaryota, Viridiplantae, Streptophyta, Magnoliopsida, Vitales, Vitaceae. Gene Ontology annotation, biological process: protein ubiquitination.
UUGUUACUGUCAUAGCAUGGCUUUAAGUCCAACCCCAUAUCCAAAUUCCAAAUUUCCAAUUUGGAGUCUACCCUUGAUCUGCUUGAUUGUUACUGCCUUUGCCAGCAUCUUAUUGUUCACUUGUUACAGGAUUGUAAAACAAAUUUGCUAUGGACAUUAUGGAGAAUCCUUUAGAAACUGGGUUGAGAGGCAACUUCUGGACGAAGCCAACCCUGAUGAUCCUUCUCAACAAUUCCAUAGUCGAGGCCUGGAUUCCUCCACUGUAUACUCGCUGCCCAUCGCCCAGUUCAAGAAGAAUGAAGGACCAAGCCAUAGCAAUACUGAUUGUGCAGUUUGCUUGGGUGAAUUCGAAGAAGGGGAGUUUCUGAAACAUCUACCAAACUGUUCUCAUGUCUUCCACAUUCCCUGCAUUGACACUUGGUUUGAGUCUCAUUCCAAUUGUCCCCUCUGUAGAUCACACGUCUAUGACUUCACCAUGGACAAUGAAUUCUCGGGUUCAAUGUAUACUUUGCUGGAGACUCUAAGGAGGGAAGAUUUCUUUCAAGAAUGGGUAGAAAAUUACCAAAUCCUUCGGGUUGAGAUCCUACAGACGUCCACACAUAGACAAGAGCCGGAAAAUGGCACUUGAUUUGUCCUAACCAAUGGGGUAAAACCCCCAUUGAAAGAGGCAAAAUGAGGACAUACGAUUUGUGGAGCCACGCUAAUAUGGCUAUUAACAUUUUGGGUAGCUCAGGAAAUUCCAAGUAGCAGAGGCUAGUUAACAGUUAUCCAUGCAUUGUAAGGUUUGAUCAAUGCUGUCUCUUGGAAAGAUACAGAGGUUCUUCGAUCCAGAGGGCGUCUUUAACCCCAUUACGGAUGAACAUUUCUCUGUUGUAGCAG